GUCUUAAGUACUGCACAAUAUCACCGGUGAUCUGCUAUCUCCAACUACUAUUAUUGACUGAUCAGGGCUGUAUAACACAAAUUGACCUGUUUAAAUAUCUCACUAGUGAGAUUAUAAGAUUGAUAUGUAAAUACAAGUUACAACUAAUUGUAAAAAAAACUGCUAUUGUACAAUGAUAAAGUAUGUUUUAUUGUUGACUGUUUUUGUGGUGUUUGCUGAACAUGAAGAUUAUGAGGUGUUAGUAAACCCCAACAUUGCUCAAGAUGAACUAAAAAACCAUAUUCUUACUGUUACGGUUCAAAACAGAGACUACAAUAGAAUAAUUGACACAAAAGAAGAUGAAAUUAUAGUCGGAAUAAGGGCUGAGGAAUACCCACCAUUGAACCAAGUGCUUAGUAAUUUUCUCAGUGAAGUCCUCCAAGUAAAGCCUAAUCUGGUUGAAGUUAUCGAGGGGCACAGUGAAAAUGAGGGGAAGAAAGUGCAGGUAGAUGGCACAGUGAUAACUGCUGAAGAGAUUAGAAAAAGGAUCCUAAAAGCUCUGAAAGAUUCAAUUGAAGAAGAACGACAUCUUAAGCCUUCAAUCAAGCAUAGAAACAUAAUGUAACAAGUAAUAAAAAUGUUUAGUAGUA
Molecule: messenger RNA, 629 nt
Organism: Homalodisca vitripennis (glassy-winged sharpshooter)
Lineage: Eukaryota; Metazoa; Arthropoda; Insecta; Hemiptera; Cicadellidae
Exons: 4
Coding region: 173-604 (143 amino acids)
Source: RefSeq, a predicted model, not a curated record